AUGGCUGCUGAUGCUGCAGCAGCUUCAUCCUCAACACACCGCACCGCACUUCAUUCCUGCAGCCUGCUGUUAUUUAACUUCUCUAUCCUUCUCAUCAUCGUAUUCUUUCUCCCAGCUCCGGCGAAGGGAUUGCUUGGUGUCCGCCCAGAGAACACUAAAGCCGGUGAACUGUCUGUGCAAGACGGGCUGCUCCAGGCGACCGAGGGGACGCGGUUCAUGCUGCGGGUUUACUACGCAGCAUCCCCGGUUACACAGAGAGCCCAGAACCGCUCUGRGAGCGGGAGACCAGAGGGUGCAGCUGCCGCACCAUGGAUCGCCUUCAUAGAGGAGCCAGGAGGAGAGCGAGAGAAAGGAGAGGGGGAGAGCAUGGUCCAUUCCAAACGGAACCCGUGCGUGGACGAGCAUGCGCGGAGUUCUGACAUCGAACUCCUGGGUUCCUUCAGGUCUGCAUCCAGCCACAACUCCGUUCUAGUGGAGCUGCUCGCCAAAGACCUGCGCAAAGAUGAGCGGAUAAAAUACUACUCCAUUUGCGCGUUUGAUGGGUUGAAGUGGGAACAUUUCACCACCAGAGACUUCUGGCUAGCCGUGGUGGAGCGACCCCCGCAAGCGGACGUGUGGCUCCAGUUGGGGGUGUCGGUGAUGCUACUGGGGCUCUCUGCGCUCUGCAGCGGGCUGAACAUCAGCAUGCUCGCCCUGGAUCCCGUUGAGCUCCGGGUCCUCCAAAACAGCGGCACCGAGAAGGAACAAAAAUAUGCGCACAAGAUCGAAUCUGUGCGUAAACAUGGCAACUACAUCCUGUGUACUGUGGUGCUGGGCAACGUGCUGACCAACACCUGUUUCGUAGUGUGGAUGUGCCAGAUUAUAGGGAUGACUCCCACCUCCCUUGCUACCUGCACUUUCGGUAUAUUCUUUAUAGGAGAGAUCCUGCCUCACUCUGUGGCGUCCAGACACAGCCUCGCCAUCGCCUCCAAAACCAUCUGGGCCACCCGGCUUCUAAUGCUGGUCUCCUUCCCCAUCUCCUACCCCGUCUCCAAACUCCUAGACAUCAUGCUCCACCAGGAGAUCAGUAACUUCUACACCAGAGAGAAACUGGUUGCCAUGCUGCGCGUCACAGACCCCUACCACGACCUGGUCAAAGAGGAACUCAACAUCAUCCAGGGCGCUCUGGAGUUGCGCACCAAGAACGUAGAAGAAGUUCACACCCCUCUGGCGGACUGUUACAUGCUCUCCUCGGAUGCUGUUCUAGACUUCUGUACCAUGUCUGACGUCAUGCAGAGYGGGUUCACCCGGAUCCCGGUCUAUGAGAACGACAGGUCCAACAUCGUUGAUAUCCUGUUCGUCAAAGACCUGGCGUUCGUGGACCCGGAUGACUGCACCCCGCUGAAGACCAUCACCCAGUUCUACAAACACCCCAUGCACUGUGUGUUCAGCGACACCAAACUGGAUGUGAUGCUGGAGGAGUUCAAGAGAGGUAAAUCCCAUCUGGCUAUAGUCCACAGGGUGAAUAGUGAAGAGGGAGAUCCAUUCUACGAGGUCCUGGGAAUCGUUACUUUGGAGGAUGUUAUCGAAGAAAUCAUCAAGUCUGAGAUUGUGGACGAGACAGACCUCUUCAUUGAUAAGAGGACUAAGAGGCGCGUGUCUCACCAUGAGAGGAAGCAACACGACUUCUCCAUCUUUAACCUGACAGAGAACGAAAUGAAGGUGAAGAUGUCUCCUCAACUGCUGCUUGCUACACACCGUUUCCUGGCCACAGAAGUGGAGCCCUUCAGGCCAUGUCAUCUCUCAGAGAAGAUUCUCCUUCGUCUGAUCAAACACCCCAGUGUYGUUCAGGAACUAAAGUUUGACAGAAAGAACAAACAAGCACCACAGCACUUCCUGUAUAUGAGGAACAAACCUGUCGACUACUUUGUCCUAGUUCUACAGGGUAAAGUGGAGGUGGAGAUUGGUAAGGAGGCUCUUCGUUUUGAGAAUGGAGCUUUCUCCUACUAUGGCAUGCCAGCCCUCAUACCACCACUACCUAUAGUCAACAGGUUUGGUUCUGGUAGCAGUGGGUUGAACCAGUCAGAGUCUGUCUUAUCAGGAGGCAGUGUGGGUCAGCUGAGUAUAGGAGGGGGAGCAGUCUACCUACCUGACUUCUCUGUCAGACAACUCACUGACCUACAGAUUAUAAAGAUCUCAAGGAACCACUACCAGAAUGCUCUAACAGCCAGUCUUAUGGACAGUGUACCCCAGACCCCUGAUCCCGACGGGAGACCCACCAUCCCUGAGACCCGCUCCCUCAGCAUCGCCCUGCCCCUGACACACACAUACACACACCUCCGACCCGUCCUGGAACGACACACACACACAGAGGACAACACUGGACCACUCACCUCACAGCUCAACGAGAGAAACCGCAUCGUCCGCAGUAAGUCAGACGGACAGAGGAGUCCCAGUGAUUCGGUGUUUCUACGGAUGGAUGACAUACUCUACAUCCAAGAAGACCUACAAAAACACCGUCAGGAAGGCCACCCAGAGGAGCGACUAGAGGAGAGACCGGAAGACAUCCCGGAAGAUAGAAAGGAAGACCGCCCAGAAGAACGUCUGGAAGACAGGCCUGAAGGCCGUAUGAAAGACCGGCUGGAAGACCGUUCGGAAAACCGGUUAAUUGAACGCCCAGAAGACCAGCUGGUAGAAAUUCCGGAAGACCAGCUGGAAAGCCAAGAAGGGAACGAUGCUGUUCCUGUGGAGUUAGAUAUCAUCUGUUCUCUAUCUGGCUCAGAGGAGACACUGGGGAAGAAGCUGCUACGUAAACUGAGUAACAAGAAGAGGAAAAAGUCCCGGGAUGGGGAGAAGAGUGUGGAGGAAGGCUUGGAGCAGCCAUCGGUGACCACCUAGCACAACGCCAGCCACCCAUCUCUACUGUGCUAGAGGAGUCUGAAGAGGAGGAAGAAGAAUAAACUAAAUGAAGAGAAAAAUAAGAGGGAAUUAGCAAGUCUAGAUCUGAGCCAUCUUUUAAAUCUUUUUUAUUGCUCAACCAAGAAGACAACAAUUUCUGUCUUCUACCAUCAGAUGAUCGCUUCUUAUUACCAAGUGCUUUCUGCACAGGGAACUGUUCUUAUCAUAGAAUAGAGCACCUCUAUCAGUUAAUCAACUGUGGUUGAUAGGAGUCCUGCCAUAUAAAUGCAAUUCACACUGCCAGUGUUCUGAUGACACAUAAGGAAGAAACAGCCAACACACACCAGCCAUGAGAACAAGCACAAUGUCUACAACCACAGGGACUUUAUACUGAUUUAAAGAAGCAGUCUGUCAUUUCUUUGUCCCAUGUGGCCACCGGAUGAUUU
This is a messenger RNA of Salvelinus sp. IW2-2015, 3323 nucleotides long. It is a transcript of the gene cnnm1, whose product is annotated as cyclin and CBS domain divalent metal cation transport mediator 1. NCBI's taxonomy places the organism in Eukaryota, Metazoa, Chordata, Actinopteri, Salmoniformes, Salmonidae. Gene Ontology annotation, biological process: intracellular manganese ion homeostasis; magnesium ion homeostasis; transport. Gene Ontology annotation, cellular component: plasma membrane; cytoplasm. Gene Ontology annotation, molecular function: transmembrane transporter activity. The record is from RefSeq and is a predicted model, not a curated record.